AUGGCAUCACAUAAUUAUCAUCGGUUUGAAGCACAUUGUUAUGAGACAGCAUCCAGCUUUCAAACUGUCUGGCAUCCUCUCACGCAAGAAACCAACAUCAGUAAGGAUUGGCCUAUAACAGCUAGUGUGGUCACUGGUUGUGAAAUUCAUCUAUGUACCUCUAGUUUUAUUUAUACUGGAUAGCUCUAUCAGUUCUGAACUGUUCUUUCCAGAGGUCCAGUAAGGGACGACCCUUAUUGAUCUGGCGUCAGACAAGUAAAAUUAUAAUAAAAUAUUCGACUGGAGUCAAGUACUUUAUUAUUUUACUCAGUCUAAUGCCAGACGAUUUUAGCAAGAUUUUAUUAGCUGCCACUCAAUGGGUUAAUGAGCCAUGCGAAUGAUGAAAUAAAUCUUAUAGGAUCCCGGGGGAACUCCCAUAAGAAUGGGUCAAAAUAGGGAUAUGUUUCCUAUAAGAUUUCUUAUAAAAAUUCCUGUAGUAAAUUUCCAGUUCCUAUAAGAUCUAUUUUGUAUUGGCUCCUCCCUAGCCUAUUAUUUUUCUGCUUUAGAACAAAUGCGGAACAUCACAACACGUCAUCUCUAUUUCCUAAGCAGAAUUCUUCAGGAUAGCUUGCUCACACGAAGGUUGAACCAAGGCAUCGCAGCUCUGAUAGGGCUGAGUGGGAGAUGUGAAAAAGUUGUAGAAUUAUUUUGCUUGGUAUGUUUCCUGGCCAGUGACUUGUUGGUGUUAGGAUGGUCAUGCAGGGCUAUAGGUUAGGAGUAGAGUUAUGAUGGGGCUUAGAGUUAGGUUGUUAGGUUAGGUUUAUAAUAUAGGAUUACACAUUAGUGUAAUAGGGUUAAGAUCAGAUCUCAGUUAGUUCAGCCACAAACCAGAGCACCACAUAACCGUUAUUAUAUAGCCUAGUGUAUAUACUAGAGGUGUGCAUCGGAUCAGAUUGGACAUUUAUAAUCCGACAAUUGGCUAAUGUUUAAAAUCCAGUCCAAUCCGGAUUUAGGGUUUGGAUUAGGAUUAAGAUUAGGAUUAAGAUUAGGAUUAAGAUUAGGAUUAAGAUUAGGGUUAGGAUUAGAGUAAGGGUUCGGAUUAAGUUUAACUUACAAAAGAAUACAAAAUUACAAAAGUCUAAAAAUAGUAACUCUUCCUAAAACGUGACAGGUAUAAAUAUUAACUAAAGUUUUUUUGUGGAAGGACAUUUUUUAAACAUAAUUAUCCUAUUUUAUCUGUAGGCUGGUUUGGAGAUCUUAAAAAGUAUUCCUCACAAUCACAUGCUAGUGCUGAAGUUCUACAAAAACAUGUUUCUUGCGUGUGCCGACCAUCAAACAGAAAUACUUUUAAAUUUUGCUCUCUAUCUAGUUCUACGACAACGCAAUGUUGUUGAAGCGUUAGAACUCUUGAAAUCAAAGUCAAACAAACUUCAGUUUAACCAAAGUCUCAUGCACAAAGCUUAUAUUGGGUUGUUUGAAUAUUUACUGCAUCAACCAACGAAAACUGAACCUACAAGGUUCCAAGGUAUAUUGCAAUUUUUUCCGCAGUGGGAGAAACAUUUUUUAAAUUUUAAAGUUCUUGUUUUGGAUUCACGUAGUAUAUAACAAAUAUGGGGCUAUUGUUCUACCAGGUUGCCGUGUGGGAGUCGGACAAGAGUUAAAUAGCAUUAUUAGUUUUUAAAGAUCUUUUAAAAGAUGAAAGUGAUAAAGAUGAUCUUAGAGAUUCAGGCAAGCUAUAUUCCAUAAUGAAGCUCCACAUAACUAAAGAAGCGCUUAAGAUAAUCCGUUCUAGGUUUAGGGAGAAACAGUUUGCCUUCAGAAUCUCCGAGACUAUAGUGACUACUCUAGUUACAAACAAAUCUUUUAGAUACAUAGGUGUUAAAUUGUUCGUGACUAAGCUAAGGUGAUGCCAAUGUAAGGCGUAUAGCUAAUUUUAUUAAAUUUCUACUCGUUUUUUUUAAACCCAAAAGGUGCGGAUACGUAUGAUUCUGAAGACGAGAAUGACAAUAUGUUCCCUCAAACGUUCCCAACAAAAGGCAACCUGGAUUUCUCAUUGAAAAGAUCGUUCGUGCUAUUUGAAGAAGUGUUUUCUAAACCAGGGGUAUGGGACCAGUUUGUACCAGUGUAUGUUGAGCUACUUCAAAGGAAUGGAGGGGAGAGUACAGUUCGAAAAUUCUUGGAGGAAUAUAGAGAAAUGAAUCCGUUAAACCCGAAUUCUCACAGGUGGUGUAUAGCUGGCUUUCAUUGAGCAGUAUCGUGCAGCAGAUGCUGGUCAAUCUGCAGUUAUCAGAGCGAGAAAAUCAUGUUAGUUCUUUGUAAAUUUUCGUUUUAGGUAUUUGUACCAUUAUCUGAAGACAAAGUCAGCAACUGAUGAGGAAACGAUGAAAGUUUUAGAAGAUUUAAUAAAACUUGAUCCAACGAGCGAAUAUGUGGAGGACCUCGUUAAACUCAAGGCAAAAUCUGGUAGAAAUAUUUCGUUGAUGGUUAAUUAACCAGGUGUAAUAAUAUCGAUCGAUUAAUAUCGGUUAUUAAACUUCUUACAGUAUAAGAUGUAAUUUAUGCGUCAUUUUCUCCCUCCUACAAUCUUGGACAAAACCCUUGAGAGCGUUCCAGCCAAUAUUGCAAAGAAUGCACAUCAGUGACAAAACAAACUUUGUCACCCCCUCUCCCUCAGUGCAAUGUUGUAAACAACGCCGAAACAAGUUUUGGUAAUUUACCAUGACGGAAGUUCAACGUUGAGUUGGAGGAGCGGGGGCUUAAGAAGGGCAACAUGAUUCAACAUGGAGUUUAUCAAAAGGGGUAUGAUGUCGUAGACGACGAAAGCUAAGAUGAUGAUGCCGUAGACGACGAAAGCUAAGACCCUUUUUAUAUAUUUUUAUAUUUUUAUAGUUUUUAUAUUAACAUUUGCCGCCUAAGUUAGGCUUUACUUUCGACAGUAGCUUUUGGCCUCACUCGAUCGAAAACACAUACUGAAGGAGUUAGGAGUGAAGGGUAACUUUGUACGUUUAAAGGGAAGGUAAUCUCAACCAGUUAUGUCCAAGACUGUAGCACGAAACAAUUUGUUUCGUGAAAUGAAAGUGUUGAAUGUGAACAUACUAUAGCUUCUUUCUUUCUCAGGAGACAACGUCGUGAGAAUGCUCUUUGAGAAACUUGAUCAUUCAGCAUGCAUGUAUGAUGAAAAGACCUGGACUCAACUGAACUCAUUCGUAGAUACUGGAUGCAUCAUUGAACAGGAUUUGAAACACGAACUACAGUUAUGUUGGAAAGAGCGAAAGAGUUGGUGGCCAAAAUACCACUUUAGGCUGAGAAGACAUUUUAAAUUUUCUGAUGAAUUGAAAACGGUUAUGUUGUGUAAGGCAAGAGUCGCAGAGUAUUUCUUAGGAAAAGGUGAGAAACGUUGGACCUCUAGGGAGAACAGUUUAUAGAACUGAUAUCUCGGUCAUCUAUAGUAUAAAUAAAGUUAGUUUACGUACUCCUAUCUAUUUUAGGGAAUGAUUUCAGCAAAGAAGUUUAUAGCAAAUAUGGAAUUAGCAAAAGUGAUGAAUGGAAUGAAAAGGCCGUGAUAAAAGGGCCGUCUGAUAAAAGGACGCCAUUAAAAAGACGUAGAAAGGCAAGCAAUAGCGAUACAGAAAGUGAACGAACGAAAAGAAAGCGAUAA
This is a messenger RNA of Paramuricea clavata, 3637 nucleotides long. NCBI's taxonomy places the organism in Eukaryota, Metazoa, Cnidaria, Anthozoa, Malacalcyonacea, Plexauridae. The record is from the annotation of a GenBank genome assembly.